This is a messenger RNA of Diversispora eburnea, 4803 nucleotides long. The record is from the annotation of a GenBank genome assembly. NCBI's taxonomy places the organism in Eukaryota, Fungi, Glomeromycota, Glomeromycetes, Diversisporales, Diversisporaceae.
AUGAGUUCGCAAUUUGAGCCUUCAACAAAAGAAUCUUCGAUUACAAGUAACGGCGAUCUUUACGAACCAGAAAGCGAAUCUCCCUCGGAAGAAUACUCAUCACUGAGGUCCAGCACAGACUCAGAUAAUGUUAAUAAAAAUACAAAAAGAACGAAGGUCAAAAGAAUCGAACAAGUGGACCCCCUUAAAAUGGAUUUUACAGUAAAGGAGGUAGAAGAGCUUGCCGAGGUGAUUGAAGAAGAAAAGCCGGUCGUUCAAAAUGAAACAUAUGAAAUAAACUACGAACAAGACCUUCUAUUCAAAACGUUACAUAUAUUGAAGAGUAACCCUCAAACAGAAAGGUCAUAUAAAUCACUAAUAAAGGAUGUUAAUGAACAUCCUGAAUUAUUACCAAAACGAUAUAAUUACGACGGUGGAUGGGUUUUACAAUCAGGAGACGAAAUGAUGACACUUACAGAAUGUUCACGGUCCUAUAUGGCCGAUCUGAUACCGCCUGGUGUUAGAAACAGCAACUCAAUAUACGACGACUGUUCACUUGCACCAAGAAGGAAUGUGACCAGUCAUGACAAGCCAGUUCUCACAACGAUAGUACAAGAGAUAUGUGGUCACAAAAAGAGAUCACUCGACAUCGUUUAUAAAAACUUUAGGAAAUUAAUAACACUUGAAGGUUGUCAUACAAGCUCGACGUACAGCGUUCUCUUUGACCAUUCAGGAGAACGGAUUUUUACUGCAAAUGAAGAUAAUAAGAUAAAGGAUUCCGUUCCCACAUCAAUAUUAUUUUCGCCGACCCCAAUAGCCGAAAACAAGUACAUAAUUGCAACCUGUAAAUCAGCGAAUUUAUAUGUCGCUAAACAUGAAAGAGACCCAAUUAAAUUUCACAACGCGAUAACAAUUAAAGAUAAACAAUUAAUCGCCAAAAGAAGGACGAAACUCAUAAGUUCGUCUUUUAACUACACUGGUACAAAGUUCGCUAUUGGGGGAAAUGAUGGAGUGAUUCGUAUUUUUACAACAAUGGGAGACGAAACCCACUUCGGAGGAUCAACUGAUGAAGAUUAUCUUGCGUCAUAUACUGAGGAUAAGGUAUUACAGCAGCAGAUCAGAGAUGAACUUUAUAAAUUCGAUUUGACAGAAUAUCUCAAAGCGUAUAAAGAUCCUAUCCCAAAAUCAAAACCGAAGCGUAAAAACAUAAAAUCCAAGAGGAAUAAAAGUAACGCAGACUUAUCUAGUAUAUCUAGUGAUAAUGGUUUGGAGACUUUAAACGCCCCAGUACAACAAGAAAAAGUUCAUCUCUCACGAUCGAUGAAAUCUCGAUUAUGUCGUUUAUUCCGGAGCCAACGCAAAGAGGGUGAAAACUAUGACAGCGACUUCGAGUUUGAUAAAAAUCAUGAUGCCACGAAAAGAGAAACGGCUUUGACCAAAAUGGACGAUGAUGACUACAUGGAUGUUGAUGCCGAUUGCCCUAAUCCGAAUAUUCCCCAUAGGAAAUCUGAUUAUCUAAUUGAACUGGGUGAUGAUGAAGAUAUUCCAAAUCCAUUCGAUCCUAGGGAUUGGCUUGGUGAUGGUGAAGAUAAUAACCAAGCUUCAUUUGAUUCUAGGGACUGGAUCGGUAAUGGUGAAUGUAAUGACAAACAAGUUGACAUGAACAUUGAUCAAGACAUUACGAAGCCAUUAGACAAUUAUUAUAUGAAUGUUGAUCAAGAAAGCUCUGAUCUAGGAGAUCCUCAAGAAAUUAGAGGUUUUUAUGAAUUUGGGGAGAACAUUGAUGUCACCAAACAGACAGAGAUCAAUUUCGGUCUUGCACCUAGUUGUGAAAAUUAUCCCUCCGAUUUAGAAGAUGGAAGUGUCACUCAUAAUAACAAUUUAAACCAUAAUUACAGUUCGAAUAAUAAAAACCGAACUACACCAGACACUGGCCAAAUCGCUUUGGAAAAUGAAAUUUUAAAACUUACAGAAGAAGGAGAGACGGACUAUGAUUCAUGUUCACCGACAGAAAUUAUAAUUGAUAAAGGGGAAAAAAGAACCUCUAACAGAAAGGAAGUAAAUGGAUUAAAGUCAACUAUCCUAGACAUAGCAAAACAACGAUUCUUUCUUCCUAUUCAUAUAGCAGAUUUGGCAGGUCAUAAUAACAAAGUUCAUUCUCUCGAAUUCGCACACAAUGGUGAUCGACUUAUCUCAGGGUCAGAUGAUGGUAAAGUGAUAUUAUGGGAAUAUGAAAUUAAUGAAAAGACUUGGAUAUCAAAGGUGCUUAUAAACGGUGAAGCUCUCACAACCAUCAAGUGGAGUUGCGAUGACAAUUAUGUUAUUUCUGGUCAUGCCAAUGGAGAAAUUUAUGUAUUUGAAAGUGCCUCUGGAGAGAUAGUUCGACAUUAUAAAGCUCACAAUGGCAAAUUUUAUGUCUUGGAGGCCCAUCCUUGUGAUUCAAGGCUUUUUAUGUCUGCUGGAUAUGACGAUCGCAUCGUAUUGUGGGAUGUCGGCAAUAAAAUAGAGUUAAAGUCGUGGAAUCAUACCGACUUAAAUAUAGAGAGUGAUAAUGCUCUUUACAAUAAUGAUGGUGGAAAUAUGGUAUUUGAGUAUUAUGACGGAAAAUGGCGUAAUAAUGGUUCAAUGUUCGCUGUAACUGAUAAUGGUGGAAAAUGUCAUUUGAUUGGUGUUCAAACGGAGACGUAUAGUCGUCAGAAAAUACGUGAGAAAUAUGGCCAGAAGUUUGCGACAGAGGACCAAAAUGCCGAAGUAGGUAUUAUAACUUCCGACAGUAAUCCAGGAGUAAUGAUAUAUAACGAUGCGUGGGUUCUUGGAAACUGUUCCUCCAAUCAAAGAGAAGUAAUAAGUUGGGCAGGCAGUACAUACAGUUAUCAACUUGACGAAAAUUUUGUUGAAAAAAUUUCAAAUCCUUUGCCCUCAGAAAAAAUUCGAUCAAUGGAUCGAAGACGAUUAAAUGUAAUGAUUGAAGAAGCGACUAAGCUAAAAGAGGGAAAAAUUAUUCGAAACCGCGUGGAGGACCUUAAAGAAAUACGCAAGCUUCAACGCAAGCUCGUAUUAUCCGAAGAGGAGGAUGAAGACGAAAUUGAUCCCUUAACCACCGAAAUACCUAUAAUACCAGAUGAUGAAGAGAGGGAUCAAAAUUAUGAUCCUGCUUUUUCAUCAUCAGAUGAAGAUAGUAGUGGUCGUAGUGAGGUUGAAUCAAAUUCCGAAGUAGAUUCUAUAAUAGAGGAUCUUGAGAAUAAAAACGCAGUGAUUGUUGAUGAUAGUAGUAGCGAAUAUGCACCGACCCUCCGAGUGAAAGUUCGAAAUAAAAGAAAAAUUCCCGAAGAAUCUACCCCAGAACCAUCUAUUCAUGAUGAUGAAGAAUCUGCGCCGUUCGAGGAACUAAAUAAUUCCCAUAAAUCCGAUGUUUCUAGUCAUUAUAGUGGUAGUAUUAAAGGCCGACCUGACCGAAAAGCAAAAAGAAAACGACCUAACUACAACGAAGAGGAUAUGUUUUCUGGAAUAAUAACACCACUUGAUAACAAUUCAGAAGAAAAUAGAAAUUCACAUAUUUCUACAUACGAGAUAUCUGGUAGCAAUAAUACGCAAUCUACUUCAUUGGGUGCCAAUACACGUGAUACACGUGGAAGAAGAGCUCGCAGAAAUAAGAUAAAUAAGAAUAUCGAAAUUCAUGAGGAUAAUAUAGAAAUUGAUUUAGAUAACCGAGAUUAUAAUAGUGAAGAAAUAAGAGAAGCAGACACACGCCCUGAAUGGAUAAAAAGUGUGAAUCCAAAUUUUACCUAUAUUCCUCAGCCCGGGGAUUUCUUUGUUUACUUCAAGAGAGGACAUAAAGCCUUUAAUACCUAUAUAUCAAAUAAUUAUGAAAAUACUGAAUUGCUAUCGGAUGUUGUGGGACAUUUGGGAGACUUUCCAUAUUGUAAAAAAUUUGAUCUUUCAAACGUCGCAUUUUUCCAAAUUGAUGUAGUUAGGUGGUAUGAAAACAAACGCUCAAAAGUUAGUAAGAAUGAAUACAAUGAGGCAAUAAAAAGGGUCGAAGCAAAGAAAAAGAUCUCAGUUUCAAUUGUCAAUGAUUACCCAGAUGCGGUUUUAGAUGAAAUAAAUGGUAAAGAAAAAAUACCAUUGUAUUGUAUUAUUCAGGCUAGAGUUGUUGAACCAAAAUGGAGAGGAUCGAGAUAUCCGCCAUCACCAGAUUUCCGAAGACGUCCAUCAAAAUUCCUGAUUCCAUACGUUGAUUUAAAAGGCCUGAGGGAAUUUAUUGUUCCUUAUGAAAAGUUUGCAUCGGGAGUAAACCAAAACUUACAAGUUGGAGAUAAAAUUCAAGCAUACUAUAUGAAUGGAUUUUAUCCGGGGAAAAUAGCAUCACGAAAUGAUGGAGCACUUUGGUCAAUACCAUCAUUUAAUAUACAAUGGGAGAAUUCUGAUGGAGAGGAUGAAUUUUAUCCAUGGGAGUUGAAAAGAGAGAAUGCGGAGGACCUUCCUACAUCAUCAAUGCCUGAAGAAACUCGUCAAAAAUUAUUCGAAAUAAUUAAUGAAUUACAUAGUAAUGAACAUUAUGAGGUAUUUGCGGAGGAUGUUGAAUUCCAUAAAGUUCCAGAUUAUUUAAACCGGAUCCAAUAUCCAGUUAGUUUAGGGAUGAUUAAGUCCCGACUUACUAACAAAUUCUAUCGUCAUCCUAGAGGUGUAGAACAUGACAUGGAGAUUAUAAUUUCAAAUGCUAAAACAUUUAAUGAACCAGGGACAUUCAUCCCUCUAACUGCCGAUAAAUUGGAUUUCGCAUUUAGAAGUGGGUGCGCCGAACAAAGAAUCAAAUUUGAAUAA